This is a messenger RNA of Hordeum vulgare subsp. vulgare (domesticated barley), 1629 nucleotides long. RefSeq lists its product as uncharacterized. The transcript has 3 exons. The record is from RefSeq and is a predicted model, not a curated record. Lineage: Eukaryota; Viridiplantae; Streptophyta; Magnoliopsida; Poales; Poaceae. The coding region runs from base 189 to 1175 and encodes 328 amino acids.
GUCGCCGAUGAAGGCAGUCCACUGGACUGGACGAAGGGAAGGAGAGGCGCUGCCACCGACCACGGCCGCCGCCGCCGCGCGGCGCGUCUGUUCGGGGGAAAGGAUGGAACCCGUACAGGCCCGUGCGGGUGCGUGGGCCGUGCCGAGGAAACGGCCCGCAGGCCCGAAGCCCGAGGCCCCAGACGGCGAUGGGGCGAGGCACCGGCUUGAAAUACCCCCGGCUUGGCGCCCAGCGUAACCGCCGCAACCAACAGCCAACAGAGCUCGCCUCCUCUCCCCGCCGGAGCGCCAAGAAACCCCUCGCACCCACCUCUCGCCACCGCGCAGCAGCGCGCGCCCACCGCCGGCGAGCGAUGGACAGGUUCCACGACGGGCAGCACGUGUGGCUGCGGAGCCGCGCGCACGGCACGUACCUCAACGCCCGCGGCGACGGGAGGAGCGUCUCCCUCCGCCGGCGCCGCGCCUCGCUCAAGGCGGCCUGGACGGUGCACAUCCACCAGGGCGACGUGCCGUACCUGCUCCUCCACAGCGCCGCCUACGGCCGCUACCUCGCCGCCAACGGGCCCCGCGCCGAGCAGCGCCACUACGACGAGCCGGAGGUGCUGCAGGCCAUCAUGUGGCAGGCCUUCCAGACGGGCAUCGGCGACGAGGUCGUGCUCCGCAACGUCGGCGGCCGCUACCUCCGCGCCAACCGCAGGCACCUCAGCUGGAACACCGGCGGCGUCAGCGUCGAGGACACCGACAACGCCGGCACCAUGAUGUGCUGGACCGUCCAGCCCAUCCCCGCCCGAGAGGCAGGCAUGCCUGACCUUCCUGCCCCGCCCAACCACUUCAUGUACACCGUGCUCGGCCAGGCGUGGCGGCUGAUCGAGUUCGUGCGAGCGAACGCCGAGGGGCUCUACGACGAGGACGACUGGCACAUGUUCGCUCUCAGGGGGAGGUACGUGAACCACCUGAGGAACGAGCUGGCCGACCGCAUCGCCUUCAUGGACGGCCAUGAACCCGACGGCAUCGCCAUGUGCAUCCGGGCGGGCCGCUACGGGAGGCCGACUCCACUCGUCGUCGACCUGCCCCGCUACACUGGCGGCCCCGCCGAGACCCACCAGAUUGUUGUGAUGAUGUCCGGGACCCCUGCGUACGAUGAGCUGCGAUACCCUGAUGUCAACGCAAUAUAGAGAAAGCUCAGAGCGGGAGGACACCUUUUCAUAGGUCGCGCCACCUCGGACACGAUGACAGCAGAACUGGAUACCUACGUUUGCCUGUAGACACAUAGAUAUAGGUUCAGAAAACUCAGCAGCUCUCGUGCUUCUUCGGCUAGCUAAACUUGGUGAAAAUGUUGCGUCCAAUUGCUGAACAACACUGUAGUGAUGAUGGUUGUAGUAGUCGUUUUAGCGCUGCUCUUUUGACAUUCAUCUCUCUGACGUGAUAUUGCCACUGCUUCAGAGCAUUUCACUGUAGUUUUUUUUUUUCUGCAAUGAGUUGAUUCUGCAGUUUAUUCAGAUCAUGCAUUCCGCAUAACUGGAAAUUGCGGUGGUUUUGCAGUGAGUUGAUGAUCCUGCAUUCCUGCAUCCCUUUUGUACUAUGCAUUUCUCUUAGAUAAAGCAUCUGAUAUGGUUGUUCUUGCUGUUA